AAGGAACAUGUGAUAUAAUUACGAGCAGUUUUACCAGUACCGUGUCCUUACCUCGUGCGAAAAUGUUCUCGCUUCCGAGCCAUGUUUUGGAAAAGUUACGCUGUGCUCAGUGCCGCGGCUAUUUAAGCUCUGGACCAAUUGUAGCAAAUCGAAAAAACGAGCAAUUGUGUGGCCGCUGUUUUAAAAUAUUCCCGGAUGAAAGGAAAGCGGAGUAUUUGCGCCAAAUCGGACUUGAAGCCGUAGCGCAAAUUAUCAUUUUUCCCUGUAAAUACACCGACCAAGGCUGCACUCACACAUUUCCAUGGAAUAAUGGCCUCGAACAUGAACUCAAUUGUGAGCACAGAUACGACACUCUGCCUUUGAUGGGAGACCCCAAAUGUGAUAAGAGUAACGAAGAAAUUGAUUUAAAAGUGUACUGCGACACGACCUAUAAUCACAACUUUGAAGAUACCGCCAAAUUGAGCAUAAACUUGACCGGGAAAAACAAUAACAAACUAGCGCUGAUUACUGGACGAAACCACCAACGAAGUGUUAGACUUGGGGUCGAAGUAACCCUAUCUCUGGACGCCACACCGCAAAUCCUCCACGAAAACGUUGUUGUUGAAGAUUCCAUCGAAGAAAACUUAUAUGAAUCAAUCAACGUGUUCGACCACUGCGCCAGUUGCCUCAACAACGUCCUCAACUGCGAGGUCUACACCUGUUCCUUGGGCCACAUCGCGUGCAAAAAAUGCAAAAGCCCCAAUUGCCGGAUUUGUAGUUUUCAAUUAAACUCCAAUUUGCUUCAGUUUUGUAAAAAUUACGUGCGUGGUUGCACGGAAUUGUUCCCAGCUGGUGACAUAAAAAAGCACGAAAUUGACUGCGAAUUUAACGAUUUCAACUGUCCUUUGUGCGAUUCUGCAAACAACCUAAAUAUUUUGGUGGCGCAUUUUCAACAAACGCACAAUCCGAUUUGUUCGAACGAAUUCAAUGCCAUUGUUACCGAGCAAGAUGAAACGUGGUUUUUCGCCUGUUUUAAUAAACUGUUCCGUUGCAAAUAUUACUACUUAAGGACCAGCAUUGAGUUCGUUGUGACUUAUGUCGGAAGCAACGACAAGGCUUGCGAUUACAAAUACAGCGUUACUGUCUUACCGAAGAAUUUGAAAAGUGUCACCAAACAGGCGAAGUGCUUAGGCUGGAACGACGCAAGUUUGGGCAAAGCGAUAGUUUUUGAAGUGGCCAAUAACAGGAAAAAAUUUGAAGUGCGUGUAUCCAUAAGUAUUGUACCACAAGUUUAAUAAAACGAGUACUUAAUUAAUAAAUGUUUUAAUUGGUGUUAUGGCGCCAGAAAUAAUGACUCAACUCAAUAACUGGAAAGAGCGGAAUUAUAAGCAAUUUUGAUCCAGUGGCGGCUUAAUUAGUUCAAGUGCCGGUUUUGUGUUUUUUGAAAUUGUGAAUUUAAAAAUUGACCAAAUUGGAUCGAACCUGACCUGUAUAGAGGGAUUUUUAACUCGUUUUUGAGCGUGAAACACUCCUGAAAAAUUUCGCACCGCCACUGUUUUAGUCCUGAUGAUGAUACAGAUCGGUUUUAUACAAGGCUGUAUUAAUUGGACCGUUUGGUGUGGAAAGAAGUAUUUUGUAAAGAAAUGAGGAUAAUCGCGUGUUAGCUGCAUCGUAAUCCGUCCGCACUCCCUUAAUUGCUAAAUUACAACCGCACUCUUCAUUUUCGAAACAAAGUUGCGUAAAGCAAUGGUUAAUUGGUUUAGUCGCGAAAAAAUCGUCUGUUAGUGAAACAAUUUGAACAUUUUAAUCAAAAGUUGAAAUGAUUAAACUCAAGAAUUUGUAAUUAAAUUAAAUGUUGGGCGAAUUUUUUGUGAGUGUAAUUAUGACGUUCGUUUGGAAGGUGGUCUUUGUGUUUUUCGUGUCGAGUGUUACGUAUAGCGAAGAGCCGAAAGAUGGCUACUAUGUAGAUGAUCUCAAUGAGGCUUCCUUUACAACAGGGUCCGAGCCGCUCGUUUGCCCAUCCACCAACGUCAUUUCAACAAGGUACAAAUGUAACGUCAAUGGGGAGUGGGUGGAUUGCACGCGGAAACACUGCUGCAAGGACUACACUUUUGUAGCAGGAAGGUGCAUUCCUAGAUCGCAGGAUCCGUGUUCUAUGGGCUUGUGCGAGCAAGUUUGUACUGUUUAUUUACAACGCGUCAUUUGCACCUGUUUUGACGGCUACAAAUUCAAUCCGGAAAACCAAAAACGAGGAAUUAAACCUGUCUGCGUCGAUGUAGACGAGUGUUUAGAUAAUAACGGAGACUGUGAACACGAAUGCAUAAACGAAUCUGGAAGCUACCGUUGCGCAUGUAGAGCAGGAUUUACAUUGCGAGCGGACAAUAGAACAUGCGAACCUUUAAAUAAUUUAGAAGGAACAGCAGAACAAGCCGGACACAGUAAUCGCUGUUUCGCCAACUGCGACACCGUUCUGCGACUUCAUGACAAGCUAAAAUCGUUGCAGGAAAAGGUAUCCGCUUUGAGUACGGCAAUCAGAUUGUCGAGUUUCGCUUCGGGGCCGCCAGGGCCCCCGGGGCCCCCCGGCCCCGUGGGCCCGCCGGGGCCGAGAGGAUUCCCAGGGGCGGAGAGCGAAGCACUGUCUGCUCACACCACACAAGAUUACACUUAUUCGGUUUUGGAUGCGUUUGUGCCUUUGCCAGGGGAUGAGAAUGCCCAAUGUCGGUGCAAAAGAGGGCCACAAGGCGAGGCGGGGCCGAGAGGGCCUCAAGGACCCAAAGGUGAGCAAGGAGAAAAGGGGCCGAGAGGGCCAAAGGGCGAAAGGGGCUCGUUUGACUUCCUGCUGCUUUUACUAGCUGAUGUGAAACAUGAUAUCGUUCACUUACAGAAUCGGGUUUAUAGGAACGGGGAAGCACCACCGAAAUUCGACAUUGACGCCGCCCUCCACAAAAAGCGAAUCAAAGACAAACACACUUUUCUCAAGCAAAAACGAUUGUUGGAAGCUUACACUUCAAUUCCUACUGUUGUUACACACACUACAACGGAAACGACAGAUUCGACACAAGUGGAAGAAUUUCGAGAUGGACAUGUGCCUGAUGACUAUUUAGAUUAUUACGGAUCAGGAAGCGAAUCGGAAGAUUAUAUGAAUUAAACUCUGUUUUAAUAAAAGUAUUUUAUUCUAA
Tribolium castaneum (red flour beetle) is the source of this 3158-nucleotide messenger RNA. Its product is annotated as collagen and calcium-binding EGF domain-containing protein 1. The transcript has 8 exons. The coding region runs from base 1832 to 3127 and encodes 431 amino acids. Gene Ontology annotation, molecular function: calcium ion binding. Lineage: Eukaryota; Metazoa; Arthropoda; Insecta; Coleoptera; Tenebrionidae. The record is from RefSeq and is a predicted model, not a curated record.